AUGGCGCCAGGGUGCCAAGAUAAUGAUCGGAGCUACAAGCUGGAAGUGGAGGCGUCUGUGGCAGUGCAGGAGGGGCUGUGUGUCCUUGUGGCCUGCAAACUGGUCAAGUCACCUUGGGCCUCCCGGAGUAGUUCUGUCUUUGGCUACUGGUUCCAUGCAAGGGCAAAAACAAACCGUGACUCUCCUGUGGCCACAAACAACCCAGAGCGAGCACUGCAGAAGGAGACCCAGGGCCGAUUCCACAUUCUCGGGAACUUGAAGAACAACAACUGCUCCCUGGACAUCAGAGAUGCACAGAGAGGAGACAAUGGCUCCUACUUCUUCCGAUUGGAGAAGGGAGACAUAAAGUGGAAUUACUAUGGGAAGCCAGUGUCUGUGCAGGUGACCGCCCUCACCCACACCCCCCACAUCGACAUCCCAUCAACCCUGGAGCCAGGACAUCCCAUCAACCUGAUCUGCUCUGUGCCCUGGGCCUGUGAGCGGGGAACACCCCCCAUCUUCUCCUGGAUGUCAGCUGCCCUCACCUCCCUGGGCCCCAGGACCACACUCUCCUCCGUGCUGACCCUCACAGCGCGGCCCCAGGACCAUGGCACCAACCUCACCUGUCAGGUGACCUUUCCUGGAGCAGGUGUGACUGUGGAAAUGGCAGUCCAGCUCAAUGUCACCUGGACAUUAGGGCGGACGGCAGAUGUGGUCCUGGUGGCUGUGGGGGAGGCGGCUGUCAAGGUUCUGCUUCUCGGGCUCUGCCUCAUCAUCCUCAGUCAUGCUGCAUCUCAGGCCUGUGAAACCGGAAACUGGGACCAUCGCCCUCAACAACCCGCUUUUAACUGUUCAAACCUCCUCCGCUCACGCACAGGAAUUCAGGAGCUCUCAAUGUGUGAUGCUGUGGUCACUGUUCCUGCCCCUGCUGUGGACAGGACCACACUCUCCUCAGUGCUGACCCUCACAGCCCGGCCCCAGGACCAUGGCAUCAACCUCACCUGUCAGGUGACCUUCCCUGGAGCAGGUGUGACUGUGGAGAGGACAGUCCAUCUCAUUGUCACCUGGAACUCGGGCUGCAGGACUGAGGUGGUCCUGGUGGCUGUGGGGGAGGCGGCUGUCAAGGUACUGCUUCUGGGGCUCUGCCUCAUCCUCGGUGUGAGGUUCUGCAGGAAGAAGAUGGUACAGGCAGCACCUGUGGACAAUGCAGACACUUUCAGACACCGAGGCCUGCUCCGCCCCCCUCCCCAUCCAGCUGCUCCCCUGGACCAACAUCGAUGCCUGGGCCUCUCACCCUCUACAGUCCACAUCUGCCUCUUCAAGCCUCCUCUCUGCUCACUGGAAAAAGUCAAGACGUUUUGCCGUGUGAUGUUGUGGCUAGUGGUGCUGCCCCUGCUGUGGGCAGGUGAGUUGUGCAGGGGUGGGGGCUGCGAGUGCAGAACAAAGUUAACUCUUGUUUCUCUGCAGGGUCCCUGGUUCAGGGUCAGAGAUACCGUAACGGUGCCCAAAUCAGUGACCGUCCAGGAGGGGCUGUGUGUCCUUGUGCCCUGCACAGUUGCCUACCCCAUCUAUCCAUCCUCCCCUCGCUCUGUCUUUGGAUACUGGUUCCUGGAUGCGGACCAGAAAGAUGAUUUCUCUCCAGUGGCCACAAAUGACCCCAAACGGCCAGUGAAGGAAGCAACCAAGAACCGAUUCCAUCUCCUCAGGGACCCGCAGAAACAGAACUGCUCCCUGCUCAUCAGAGACACAGAAAAGAGGUGCAGGAAUGUGGCUGUUCUGAGGCAGGGUUUGCUCCCUGGGGCACAUUUGUGCAUCUCCAUGGCUUCCAUCCCUCUUUCCUCCCCAGCUCUGACACACACCCUUGACAUCCUCAUCCCACUGACCCUGGAGCCUGGCUGUCCCAUCAACCUGAUCUGCUCUGUGCCCUGGGCCUGUGAACAGGGGAUACCUCCCAACUUCUUCUGGAUGUCAGCUGCCCUCACCUCCCUGGGCCCCAGGACCACACGCUCCUCGGUGCUGACCCUCACAGCCCGGCCCCAGGACCAUGGCACCAACCUCACCUGUCAGGUGACCUUUCCUGCAGGUGUGACUGUGGAGAGGACAGUCCAGCUUAAUGUCACCUGUGAGUACAGCCAGGACACUGUGUCCCUGAGGGUGUGAAGGGACAGGGAGGCAGGGCUGGAGAACUACGGUCCCCAAACCCUGGAAGUCUGCCUGAGUAGAAGAUAUGGAGGAACACAGGACCUGCCCCUCUGCAAGUCUGAUUUCUGGGAUGGUAUCAGAGUGCUGCCUUACCUCACCUCGUCCCAAAGGAAGUGAGACCACUCUUGUACUCCACGUGCUACAAAGCUCCCCCACUUAGUGUCUCCAGGGACCUGGCCCAGCAGCACACCUCACUCAGGAGCUGUUACUGGGGUCUUGUGCCAGCUCCCCCCAGACCUGGGUUUUCAGAUUCAGAUGUGGGAGGUUCAUCCUGAGCAUCCCGUCAGGCUCCUUCUGUGGUUCUCUGACA
This is a messenger RNA of Nannospalax galili (Upper Galilee mountains blind mole rat), 2491 nucleotides long. RefSeq names its product sialic acid-binding Ig-like lectin 13. NCBI's taxonomy places the organism in Eukaryota, Metazoa, Chordata, Mammalia, Rodentia, Spalacidae. Gene Ontology annotation, molecular function: sialic acid binding. Gene Ontology annotation, cellular component: plasma membrane. Gene Ontology annotation, biological process: cell adhesion. The record is from RefSeq and is a predicted model, not a curated record.